AUGGCUUCGGGAGAACCUAUACUCUACAGUCUGUACGUCUACGCCCCUAACAAAUGGGCGCCCAUCGUGUUCAUCGUCCUGUAUGGUGUUUCGGCCGUCUUCCACGUCUGGCAAUGCUACCGUUAUAAAGCCUUCAAGCUAAUCGGCCUGCACCCUGCCUGUGCGAUCUUGUUCACGGCUGGCUACUCUCUACGCGAGUGGGGAUCGUACAACUACCUUUAUAGCAAAUCGACAAUAGCCCCCCUUUUGGUCUUCAUCUUCAGCCAGGUCUUCAUCUAUGUCUGUCCUCCCCUUCUCGAACUCGCAAACUAUCACGUCCUCGGCCGGAUUUUCUAUUACGUCCCCCACUGUGCGCCGCUCCCUCCAGGUAAUGUCUUGGCUAUAUUCGGAGGGCUCAUGGCCGUCGUCGAGCUUCUCAACGCUCUCGGAGUCUCUAUGUCCGCCAACCCCGCUUCCAAGCCCCAGACACAGACGCUCGGUAGCCAUCUCACGGUAGCCGCCAUCGGCAUACAAGUCGCCCUCAUUAUAACAUUUGUCUGCCUCGCCGCGCUUUUCCACUCUCGCGUUUCUCGGACCAAGAUACGCUCCCGCUCCGUCACGACAAUGCUAUUUGUGCUCUAUACGAGCAUGGCCCUGAUCUUUGUCCGUUGCAUCUAUCGACUGGUGGAGCACACCGGAAGCACCAAGGUCGAUCUCGACAAUAUGGAGGCCCUAAGGCAACUGAGUCCCAUCUUGCGAUACGAGGUCUACUUUUACAUCUUUGAGGCGACUCUGAUGCUGGUCAACUCGCUUAUUUGGAAUAUCUGGCACCCCGGACGGUUUCUGCCAAGGGAGUAUAAUGUUUAUCUCGCACCGGACGGAGUGGAAGUUGAGGGUGAGAGGGACGUGGACGCUCGACCUCUAUGGGCGAGACUUGCAAACGUGUUUACGUUUGGAAUAUUCUUUCGUAGAAAGAGGCGGCCUCAAGACCAGAGUAUCAAGCUUCGGGGGCGCUCUCAGAGCAAUGGGACCAGUGGGGAGCAGGCGUCUUCUCUUUUGUCGCCACUUGCUGGAACCAAAUGA
Molecule: messenger RNA, 1062 nt
Organism: Colletotrichum truncatum
Lineage: Eukaryota; Fungi; Ascomycota; Sordariomycetes; Glomerellales; Glomerellaceae
Product: rta1 domain-containing protein
Cellular component (GO): membrane
Source: RefSeq, a predicted model, not a curated record